CGAGUCUCUGAUAUCAAGGUUUGACAUAAUCCAAGAGAAUCAGAGGAACUAGGAUCUUAAGAUUGUACUUCGAAAAGCAGAAUGAUGCACGUCCCUUUGGUGCUUCUAAUUCUUGUGUUACGCGCAGUUAGAGAAAGAUGUGUGGCUACCGUAGCUGAGAAUUACGGACUGGGAAGAGUCAUAGAUCUUCGAAAGGUCAACUUACUGGCCGACUUCCAGGAGAAAGAGAACAGGAUCUUUGAGGAGCUACCGCAGAAAUGUCUCAUAAAGAAAACUUUGAAGUCUUCAAGCAGCCACUUCGAAUAUUAUGCAAAUACUAAGGCGUUUUAUGAAUCACUCGCCACCCAGUCAAGCUUGAGCGCCUCUUUGCAGUCCGCGUACUCAUUGGGUGUCACGGUAUCGGUUGCAACAAAGAGAAAAAGUUCAAAGAAUAUUGAGGUGAGUGGCAUGUCUUUGAUCAAGCAGGCCUUAACAGAAAAGAUCGACGUCGAUAAAGAAUGUCUACUGAUUGACUACAUGUCCACCUUGAAAGGAACAUUUAUUAAAGACUUGGAGAACUUGCCCGUACCCAUAAAAAAUCCCUGGGAGCUAAACUCGUGGAGGGAGUAUCGUACUUUUCUUAACAAAUACGGUUCUCAUGCCAUAACGUCUGUUAAGCGCGGAUCAAGAUUUCAGCAAAUGACAUUCGCAGAGAGCUCGAAAGCCUACAGUCAAAGAGAUUUCCAAGUGAAAGCUUGCGUUUCGGCCGCAGGACCUACUCAGGUCGGAAAGGUCGGCGUCUCUGCAUGUUCAAACGUAAGCCAAAGUGAAAUAUCCAAAGCAAGCACCAUGAGCACGAGCGAGAAACGCUUUGUCAAAGGUGGAAAAAGGGAAACAAAUAGCAAGCUGGCAAACAACGCGACGUCGGUUGAAUUAAUUAACCAACUCAUGGAUGAAGCUGAUUCUUCUCCUGCGUCUGUUCAGCACACCUUUAUGGCGAUCUGGACGAUCCUACAGAGCCGCUUUAAACAGGGGUCUCCCAACAACAUCCGAGCCACAAACCUCGAGUACUAUUACCUGGGAUUCUUGAAUUUUGAUUGUCCUUUCAUAACUAGCUCUGGACUUGCCGUACAAAAGUUUGACCAUACCACAGGUUCCAGCAAUGAACGUCCAGAAUUCGAGUGUACCCUGGCAAAAGAGGGGUGUCACAAUGACGAUGACUGUCACUACAAACCCUUUUGGUGCUCCUGUCGUGGUCCAACAUGUGUCCCUUACAGGUCAGUGAAACAAGGUGCAGGUGACACUAAGGAAACUGCAUACGCAAACACGUUUGAAGAUUGGGGAUGGCAUGGUUGCGAUUGGAAAUAUGCUGGAUCUUGGUGCAGUUGCUAUAAUAAGAAUCGUGAUCAGCGGAAAACUGUGUGGUCCUUGCCAAACAGAGAUGCCCCCGCACAUAAAGCAUCAACCAAAACCGCUGAUGAAAAAGGCAGAGGAUUCAGGUCUCCAAGGUACACCGAAAGGAAGGGAUAAUGAAAAAGGAAAUUUUGGCUCACUUAUCAUUGAAAUUCGGUUCACUUAAAAAUUAUAUUAUAACUUGACGAACAGUGCAUGUGUCUCACUGUGUUUGAAUAAAGGAAUAUAUGUGAACAUGUUUCAUGAACAAUCAUUGAUAGUACCUGUCUGUUACUCGGUCACCGAAUAAACUUUGAAACUAUUGAA
Stylophora pistillata is the source of this 1698-nucleotide messenger RNA. Its product is annotated as DELTA-thalatoxin-Avl2a. NCBI's taxonomy places the organism in Eukaryota, Metazoa, Cnidaria, Anthozoa, Scleractinia, Pocilloporidae. The record is from RefSeq and is a predicted model, not a curated record.